CUCUUCUCUAGUCCACGAACAACCGCGGCCCAGACGACCUUUAAAAGUUGUGUAGUCCUCGCACGCCGAAAAGUUGAGAGCCAUGGCAGCGAAGUUCGCGGACGAGAGAAUAGCCGCUGUUAUCGCAACGUUUACUGUGGGGGGCAACGGCCCCUGUGGGCAAGACGACACACCCUUUGAGGCCACGUACGGCUACUACUACCUGCUGAAGCAUUGCACCGCUGAAGAUGCCCUCUGCCGGUAGCAGUCAUGACGCGUCAACAAACAAGCGCACAGCACGCAGAUGCGAACAGGGAUGAUUUCACUCCAUGAGAUGCGGUUGUGAACUUGAGGCGACGUUCCCGAUAGCGCGCUUGUUUUGCACCGAGAGUGUUUACAGGUGAACACCGGACGUUCACCUUAGCGACCCAACUGGAGGGAACAGUAAUGGAAGUUUUAGGCCCCAAAGAUUCUGCCAGGCUCAUCGCUGAAUCUUCAAAGGAUGUUUCCAUUUCCCAAGAAGGCAUCUCCAAGGUUGCAGAUCUUGUCCAGGACGGUUUUCGAGCUGGAACAUUCAGCAUCCACUCCUGGAAGAAGCACCAUUUGCAUCCAAAAGUAGCAGACAACAGGGCAGCAGAGUGGAUCUUCUUAGUCGAUUCACUCAACUUCUCGUUCUGGUCUAAGGAUGACCAAUGGUAUGAAGUUACAUUUGAAGGAAACAAGUACUCUGGCUACUGGUCGCUAUGCGCAGCGGUCAACCGGGCUCUUCAGGAAGGGACUCCAUUGCUGAACCCGGAAUUUCGCCGGGACAUUUCACGUGAAGCAGUUGAGAAAAUCUUCCGUUCAGACUCUGGUGUGCCAAUGCCACUGCUAGAGGAGCGUCAUCGAAUCAUCAGGGAAUGUGGCAAAGGUCUCUGCGAGGAACACUAUGGAACUCUCUGCAAAGGUUCUGGAUCCUUGACAUUUGGUGGAUCCUUUACCAACUGCAUUACUCAGUCCAGUCAAAGCUGCCAGAAGCUCAUCAAUCUGUUGGCAGAACAUUUCCCAUCAUUUCGUGAUGAGGCUGUCUUUGAGGGCUUUAGAGUGUCAUUCUACAAACGGGCUCAGAUACUUGUUGCCGAUUUAUGGUCCUGCUUCGAGGGGGAAAACCUUGGCCGCUUCCAUGACAUAGCAACGCUCACAGCAUUCGCGGACUACAGGGUACCCCAAGUUCUGGCAUAUUUUGGAGCACUACAGUAUUCGCAGCAUCUGGAGGAAAUGCUUGCCAAAGAUCUAAUCAUGGAAAAUGGACAACGAGAAGAAAUGGAAAUUCGAGGAGCAAUGCUUCAUGCCUGUGAACUCGUCCGUGAGGAGCUCAGCAGGCGUGCCAAGGAUGAUGAUGUAUUGGGCAGCAUAAACUCUGUGCUAGUGGACUACUUCUUAUGGGACUACCGCCGCAAGCAUGCAAAUGAUUUGGAUCAUAUUCCUUUCCAUAAAGUGCGUUGUAUAUAUUACUAAGGACAUGUCGAUGUAUUGUUUUCUCAACAGUUGUGCUGGAGUUGUUAGACAUAAAUAUUUUGAACUUG
Molecule: messenger RNA, 1544 nt
Organism: Ornithodoros turicata
Lineage: Eukaryota; Metazoa; Arthropoda; Arachnida; Ixodida; Argasidae
Product: queuosine 5'-phosphate N-glycosylase/hydrolase-like
Exons: 9
Coding region: 427-1476 (349 amino acids)
Source: RefSeq, a predicted model, not a curated record